AUGUCUACCACAAAGUACAGCGGUGAUGAAAAACUGAUAGAAUAUGCUUUGAGCUCCCAAGAUUACAUUGACCAGUUCAUUCCAAUCAUAAAAUCUGAAUUACAAACAAAGAACUCUUUAAAUGAGCUGAUUGAGAAACUGGAGACGAUUCAAGUUCAAAAGGAACAUCAGCUUCAAGAUGUAUCAUAUGAGUCAAUUGAUGACAUUUCUGAUUCGGUCAAUGCGAUUACUGAUGUAGUUAGCGCAACUGAUGCGAUUGCAUCCACUAUCCAAAAUAUCAAUAAAGAACUACAUAAAUCAGGUAACGAGCUUUUGAAUGUCAAGCAAAAAGUAGUUAAUUAUGAACAGACAAAGGGGAGAAUAGUGGAAACCAACGAAAAAAUCAACUCGUGCCUUGAAAUCUUAAACCUCACAAACAAAAUUCUUGAUUUAAUCAAAAAUGAAGAUUUUUAUAGAGCUUUGAUAUUACUCAAAUCUCUGUCAAACAUCAAAGAAAUGGAGACUUUCCCAUUUAUUAAUAGAUUUUUAAACUCUAUUCCCUCUUUCAAAUUAAUCAUUGUGGAGGAGACAUUCAAUCAAUUGAACAGAUGGUUGAAUCUAAGUAUAGAAAAAAAUUUAACUGAUUUUGGUGAGCUAUUGUUUGAGCAUUUCCAAGUUAUCAAUGAUAGCUGGUUUGAAAAACAGUCUGCCGAUUCUAAAUUGCUUAGUUUUAAGGUAAAUACUCCGGUUGAAAUUUCAUUCAGGCCAAUUGAGUUUAAAACCUUUAAUCCGUUGGACAAAUUGAAAAUUAACUUACAGCCCCUCUAUCACUCAAUAUUAGUCUUUCACGAGCUAAAUCAGCUUCAAGACCUGAAGGAGUACAUUUCUAAUGAUAUAGUCAGAAGAAUAGAUCAUCUGUUUAUUCCAAUCAAGGAUUCCAUAACGAGGCAGAAUGUAUUCCCCGGUAAUGAAUCCUUGAGGAUCAAUUUAUUUUCAAUUUGCUCAUUCUCAAUCACAGAUAGAAUAAUGAACGAAAAAACCAAUUUUAAAAUAAGAUCUUUGGAUGAUAUACAAAGCACGUUUAAUAACAUCCAAAAGAAAUUUUUACCAUUAUUAGCCAAUCAUAUUGAAUUCUAUGAUUUUGACUUGAACGACCUAAUUGAGAUAAAUGAUAUUUUUGGAAUAUAUUACCAACUAUUGACUUAUUAUAACUUUAAUGCAGAACCAAUAUAUCGAUUAAUGUUAAAAGUCUUCAAGAAAUUUUGUGAUAAGUCUAUUGAAGAUGUCAACAAGAAAUAUACUCAAUUGUCAUUGAAUGAUAACUCACAACCACUGAUAAUUCAAUCACAAGAUGAGUUGAAUCGAAUCACUGACAAUGUUUUUUAUAUCUCUGCGGUUGCAAAGGAGAAUUUCCCUAUAACAGUUCCUUUUUCGGAGAUCUAUGUCAGCACAAGCCAAUUAUUAAAGAAUCUGAUCAGAGAUUUAUACGAAUUUGUUGCAAGGUAUUACACCGAAGAUAAUAAUGUGAUUAUAAAUAGAAUUUCUAGGUCUAUUGAUAAAGUGUUGAUAAAUAUAGUAUUGAAGGAUUUGGAUGACAAAAUUAAGUCCACGUACAAGGAAGUGGUUUCUCAGAAUUUAGUCAAUUUGGAUUUUUAUUCAAGCUCAAUAUACGAAAUUGAAAACUACCUAAAUUUCUCCGAAGAUAAGUUGGUAAUGAGAACAAGGAAGUUCUCGAGCGUAGUUAAGUUGGAUGCAAUAAAUGAGUUUAAAAAAGCCAGGAGAUUGGCAAUCGAGAGUAUGUUUAACAUGAUUGAUAGUAAGGUUCACUCAUUGUUUGACAUGGUUGAUUUUAAUUGGGAGUCUGAAGAAGUUGAGCAAUCUCCAAACACAGGAAUUAUUGAUUUAAUUGGGUUCUUACAAGAUUCUUUCAAAUUAAAUUUUUCCCAUUUACCGGAGUCUAUCAAAUCUCUAUUGCUACUCAAAAUUCUGGACAAGAUUGCAAAGUUUAUGGAAGAUUCAAUUUUUGAAGUGAAAAAACUAAACGAAAUCUCUAUAAAAAAUUUUUCCCAGGAUAUUGAAUACAUAGAAGCAUCGAUUAGCAACUUUUACGAUUCAAAAAGUAAUAUCGAUGAAACUUUGAUGGAACCACUGAAGAACUUAUUUACCAAGUUGCAACAAAUUAUAGAAUUGCUAAUGGAUGGUACAUUCGACAAUUAUAAAAACGAUGAUAUAAGAAUGAGAAAUUUCAACAAGAUAGCACAAGAAGAAGCUGUUAGUUUGAUCAAUAAAUUAUCCAAACCUGUUGAACUUGAAAAUGAAACACCUGAACCUUCGGAUGAUUCUCAGGAUGAUGUAAGGUCUAUUUUCGGAUUGAAAAGGUCCGCUACAACUUUUACUUUCAGAAAAUGA
This is a messenger RNA of Pichia kudriavzevii, 2388 nucleotides long. RefSeq lists its product as uncharacterized. The coding region runs from base 1 to 2388 and encodes 795 amino acids. NCBI's taxonomy places the organism in Eukaryota, Fungi, Ascomycota, Pichiomycetes, Pichiales, Pichiaceae. The transcript has a single exon. Gene Ontology annotation, biological process: intracellular protein transport; exocytosis; Golgi to plasma membrane transport. Gene Ontology annotation, cellular component: membrane; exocyst. The record is from RefSeq and is a predicted model, not a curated record.